AUGAUAGCACCUGGUGAUAUAAGGCGAUUGCAGUUAGACUACAUCUUGGUAACACAGCGCUACCGAACGAGUGUAAAGAAUUCUUGCUCUUUCCCUGGAGCUGAUGUGGAUUCUGAUCACAAUUUGGUGUUAAUGAAGGUCCGCCUAAAGCUGAAGAAAAUGGAUAAAGCAAAACCAAUAUUGAAAUGGGAUAGGGAAAAACUGAAAAACAACACUAAAGAGUAUGCAUUAGCGACGAACACUGAGCUAACAGAUAACAUCCAAACAAAUUUCGGCGUUGAGAGCAGAUGGAACAGAUUGAAAAGCGAAAUGACAAAAGGAGCAGAAUCUACCGUAGGUAAAGUGAAACGGAAGAGAGCUAAGAAACCAUGGGUGACUGACGGAAUGCUAGAGAAGAUGGAUGAGAGGAGGAAAUGGAAAAACGUUAACACAGAUGAAAGGAAAAGUAAUUACAGAAAACUGAAUAACGAACUGAGAAGGGAAACUGAUAAGGCGAGAGAAGACUGGUUAGAAGAGGAAUGCAAGGAAAUUUAA
Molecule: messenger RNA, 534 nt
Organism: Penaeus indicus
Lineage: Eukaryota; Metazoa; Arthropoda; Malacostraca; Decapoda; Penaeidae
Exons: 1
Coding region: 1-534 (177 amino acids)
Source: RefSeq, a predicted model, not a curated record